Messenger RNA from Ustilago hordei, 5547 nucleotides. RefSeq lists its product as uncharacterized. Gene Ontology annotation, molecular function: protein binding; eukaryotic translation initiation factor 2alpha kinase activity; ATP binding. Lineage: Eukaryota; Fungi; Basidiomycota; Ustilaginomycetes; Ustilaginales; Ustilaginaceae. The coding region runs from base 1 to 5547 and encodes 1848 amino acids. Gene Ontology annotation, biological process: regulation of translational initiation by eIF2 alpha phosphorylation; DNA damage checkpoint signaling. The record is from RefSeq and is a predicted model, not a curated record. The transcript has a single exon. Gene Ontology annotation, cellular component: cytosol.
AUGGCGCCCUCACUCACUCCGCAGGAGGUAGCCGAGCUCCAGCAGACCGAGAUCGAAGCUAUCGAAUCCAUCCUUGACCAAGAUUUUACAAGAGUCGAGCAGAAAGCAUGGAAGGGUGCUGCCACUACACAGCUACACGAGUUUCAGGUCGUCGUACGUCCCGAUGAGGAGCGGUUGAAAGCGCUGGUUUGUGCCUACGUCGUGUUUCGUCUGCCCAAGAACUACCCUCUCGUCACACCAACUAUCGUUGUUAAGCAGAACGAUGGCCGACACAAAGGUUUGUCGACAGAUCACAUCAACAAGCUCGGCGAUGAGCUCAACCGAAAAGCCAAGUCGCUGUUGGGCGCCGAAAUGAUCUGGGAGCUAAUCACGGCAGGGCAGGACUUCAUCAGCAUCAACAAUACAGUCCCUAAGGAAGUCAAGGAUGGCGCACCGUCGCUCAGCUUGGAAGAGGAGAUGCAGAAACGUGCCAAGGAACAACAGGAACGUCAACGAGCAGAACGGCAGCAGGAGAUCCUCCGAAGACAGCACGCCGAGACCGUACGUUCCGAGCAGCUCGCUCAGCUCAUUCAGGAGGAAGCCAACAAGAAGGCUGCUUUGCUCAAGCAAGAGAAGGAACGCAAGCGGGAAAGCAGCUACUUUGGUCAACAUGGUCCUCUCAGCCCCAACAAAAGCGCAGGCAGCUCUGUUUCUCCCUCUGAAGCUGAAACGGCAGCAGCUGAUGUUUCUCGCAUCGAGACUCUCCUCGAGCCCAUCGAACACAAUGGCAGAGUAACUUCGGUGCUUCGUGUUGGCCCUAUUCUCAGUAGCGCUGGUCUAGCAACACGUCAUCUGGCCGAGCCUGCACACGAUCCUCCCACCGACUCGCGUGCACCCUCUCAUUCCUGGAUCAUUGAGCACUACCUCGUUACUUCGCCUCACUAUGCUUACUCGGCUGGGAAACGCAAGGUGGAAGAGGUCGAGUUCGAGUUCGACAAGCUUGUCAAAGUGCGCGAGCCUGGUCUCAUCAACGUGCUUGCCAGUGCCGUCACCCGUGUCACCGAUCCGCAGGGCUGGAAGCUGAGCGUUGUCAUUGAACGCACUGACGGCCUCUGUCUGCGAGACCUUCUCGAGCAGUGCGACUCGUUGCCGUGGAAGCGUGUCCGUCACUACCUUCUAGCCUUGCUGAAGACGGUCGACUCACUUCACACACGCAAUCUCGUCCACCGCGGCAUCCAUACCGACGCAAUUUAUGUCGAGGGUCGAACACCUGCUGGCGUUGCUCCUAUCGUUCGUCUUGCCGGUGCUUGCUACGCUCGACGCUUGAAAGACAUGCACAAAUCUAACCCGCUCAACGACCUCGUCGGCCCACUGGAAGAUGAAGCACCACCCGAUGCGUGGAAGGCGCCUGAGUCCAUCGACCAGCCGUUGUCUUACAGCCGCAAACGUGACAUUUGGGAUCUUGGUGUUUGCGCCUGCCAGAUGCUCUUCGGAUUGGACUGUCCAAUUGAAUAUGACGUGCCAGAGCAUCUAAUUCGCAGUAACAAUGCGCUCGCUCCACAUGUACAGGCUUUCUUGCUGCUCAUGCUGGAUCGAUCGUCCAAGAAGCGACCCACUGCUGCCGCCCUCGUCUCUCGUCUCGAAGAGUUAAUUCUGUACGAAGACACGGAGCUGUCGGAGAGUUCAAAUACCAAGAUACCUGCACAAACAGCUACACCCGCUGCUGGUACCGCUGCAAAAGCCAUCAAGGCUGCUUCUCGUCCCGGUACGGCUCGACAGCAGAGCGAUCCUGCAGGCAUGAGCCUUACUUCGCCUAGUGGAAAGAUCGGCACUCCUCUCGACGCCGAAGGCUUCCAGGGCUUUGGGUCAUUGUGGCCCUUCCGUGCAUCUUCGGGCCCGGGAGCACCACCAGCAGCCACCACUUCUCGCUAUCUCUCCGACUUCGAAGAGGUCGAAUUUCUGGGUAAAGGCGCUUUUGGUAGUGUAGUCAAAGCACGCAACCGUCUCGAUGGCCGCUUCUAUGCUGUCAAGAAGAUUAAGCUGUCCAGUUCGCCUGACGAAGACGAGAGGACGCUGCGGGAGAUUUCAGCGUUGAGUCGACUUGACCAUCCACACAUCGUGCGAUACUCGACUUGCUGGAUCGAAGAGACUCACUUGCCUAUCGCUGGCUUAGCAGGUAGCGACACCGAUGGCUUCACGUCUGGUCGAACGCUGGAAACCAACACUACCAGCAAGACACAUGCGUCUGGGCCGAACCUCUCCAUGUCUGCAUUUGGCCACGGCUUUCAACGGCCUGACGAUGCAAAGAAGCCGACGAAUCGAAGAGAUGACUCAUUCCGGGCUGUUCCCGACUUUGAUGACGAAGAUGACGACGACGCUCUCGCUUCAGGUGCUAGCUCGUCACGUCUGACAGGGAGCUACAGCGACAUUCGCUUUGCCGAGGAUGGUGACGACAGCAACGACCUGCACAAUAGUAUUCUUUCUAGCCGGCCAAAGGCAGAGACGUCGUUCAAAGGUGGACUGCUGGCACUGCGCACGCCUUCCGAUGGCAGUGACGACGACGACGACAAUUCGAAUCAAGACGACGAGGAUGGUGACUCGGACGAAUCGAGCUCAGAUGACGACGACAGUUUCGGUGGCGACGACGAUGACUUCAGUCGAAUUCCUCUAUCGUCGCGCCGGGCAUCUCGUGCCGGUCGAUCCGUCUCGAGAAGCGUCAGUGUGGCACGUCCCCCCGGUACUAUUGCCGUACAACGUGUUCUCUACAUCCAAAUGGAGUUUGUCGAGAAUCGAACACUACGCGAGGCCAUCGAGAAGGGGUUGACGGAGGAUGAAGCAUGGCGCAUUCUUCGUCAAAUGGUGGAAGCACUCGCUCACAUCAGCAGUCUUGGCAUUAUCCAUCGCGAUCUCAAACCUUCGAAUGUGUUGAUGUACGCCAAUGGCGAUGUCAAGAUUGGCGACUUCGGUCUGGCGACAAACGCACUUCAGAUUGCGGAUGGCAAUGCUGGAAAUUUAGGUGGUACGGCGGAAAUGGCCGAGAGCACCGAUCUCACCGGCGAUUUGGGGACAUUCCUCUACACAGCGCCAGAGCUCCGCGCCAAAGGUGGAGUCAAGUACAACUUCAAGGUUGACAUCUACUCACUGGGGGUCAUCUUUUUCGAGAUGCUGGCCAGUCAGCGUGUGUAUCGCACAGGUAUGGAACGUAUCCUGCUCAUUCGCGAGCUGCGAGAUCCCAGCGUUGGUUUGCCAGCGGUCUGGCCGCACAGCAAACUCGAAAAGCAGACAGCACUCAUUCGACAGAUGCUCGAUCACGAUCCUGAACGUCGCCCCUCUCCACUUGAAAUCCUCAAGAGCGAUCUGCUACCACCAAAGAUGGAGGAUGAGUACAUCGAAGAGUGUUUGCGCUUGAUGGCCAAUCCGACGAGUGCAUACAACCAUCAGCUCAUGGAUGCGCUCUUCAGUCGAACUGCCGCUGAUCUCGUUCGUGACUUUACCUUUGAUACUGGAGCAGAGAGGGAUCGUGACACGUCAUUGACAACUGUGGUCUGCGAUCUGAUUCGCAAAGCUGCACGCAGACAUGGUGCUGUCGAGUUCACUGCGCCACUCAUUGUGCCGCCGAACGGGUUGUACACGGCCAACGAAAAGAUCGUGCAGAUGCUUGACCGUACCGGACGGGUCGUGCAUCUGCCCUACGAUCUGACGGUGCCGUUUGCGCGUGUCUUUGCUCGCAGCAGCAAUCAGCGUUUCAAGCGAUACGAGAUUAGCAAUGUCUACCGAGAAAACGUUGUAGCUGGAGGCCAGCCUCGAGCUGUGUUGGCUGCUUCAUUCGACAUUGUCUCGCCGGAGAAGUCGGCUGCGGCUGAAGCUGAAGCCUUGGCUCUGGUGGAAGAGGUGCUUGACGAGAUCCCGGGUGUGGCAAGCGAGAAUUGGGUCAUUCACAUCAACCACGAGGUGAUGCUCUCGAUGAUUCUGGAGAGAAUACCUGCAAAGCAUCAUACGGCUGUGCUCGGCGUUGUUGCCUUGCUCGCUGGGUCCAAGACGAUGCAAAGUGCAAGAACGCAGCUGUUGCAGCUGGGUCUGCCACGUUCGACGAUCGAAGAGUUGGAAGCAUUCAAUCUCAACGAUGAGGUUGGAGCGGUGCAUCGUCGACUAGAGCGACUGUUCCCGCUGGAUCAGAGGACAAGGCUGGCGAAGGCAGUAUCGCAGAUUCAAGACGUUGUGGCGACGGCAAGAUUCUUUGGCGUUCAGCGCAAAUUUCUGUUUUCGCCACUGCUGGCACAGUCGAAUAGCUUGUACAAGGGAGGUGUGCUGUUCACUGUCGUACGAGCUGGCAAGCGUCGUGAUGUGGUGGCAGCUGGUGGACGAUACGACUCGCUGCUCAAACACUUUGCCAAUCCUUCGACGGCUUCAUCUGCACCUCUGCAUGGUGUCGGUGUUCAGAUGGCGGUCGGCAAGUUGACGCUGGGGCUGUCCAAGUAUCAGGAAGUACAAGUGGCCAAGCUUCUCUCUAGAACGGAAGAAGAACGCAGCUUUGGUCUCUACACGCCACGACGAUGCGAUGUCUACGUUGCCUCAACCCCUGGAUUGCUCGAAACGCGAAUGGAGAUCUGCCGCGAGCUGUGGGCACACAACAUCGCCGCCGACUUGCAGUACGAGCACGCGACCUACGACACACCCGAAUCGGCAGCGGCGACGUGUCGAGCCGAGGGCAUCUUGUUGUUGGUGUUCGCGAAAGCGCGAUCACCGGUGCUCAAGGUGAAGGUGGUACUGCAACGCGCUGAAUACGAAGUGGCGAGACACGAACUAAUUGGAUUUGUUCAGGAUCGCAUUGCGAAGCAGAGAAGUGUCGAUGUGCAAGUGGCUGCUGGCUCAGCAGGGUCUGGGUCGGCUGUCUCGGCAAGGUUCGGCCAAGCGGGAUUCGAAGCAGGAUCGAUGCGAGCCGCCACCGCAGCUUCUGGUGCUCCCGGCUCACUUGGAGGGUUGCAUCAUCAUCACCACCACCAUCACCCGCACGGUGGAUUCUCACGAAUGUAUAGCGGCAACGAAGUGAUGCCUUCGGCAACCAUCGCUGUGCGCGAACGCGAGAUGCUAUUACCUGAACGGCCCAUCGAGCGAUCCAAGAAGGGCGACAAAUGGCAACAAAACCGUCCGAAACCUUCCUCGCGUCAACUCGUCCUCGAUAAAGCCUCCCGUCAAGUCUCGAAGUUUGCAGAUCAACUUCAGUCAGGCAACGUCCCCAUUCUCGCAGUCGAUUUCACGGGGGCAAACUUUGAUAGGCUAGCUGCAGCUCUCACUGCUUGUUUGGGUAGCCAUGGCGAACGUACUGGCUACAGCUACCCCAAUGGCGAAGGCGGGGAUGGGGAGGAUGAAGGAGCAUACAUGUUUCGAGCUUUCUUGGAAACGCUUUCUGCGGAUGAAAGGGAGUAUGCGAGAUUGAUCAAAGGCAGAGCGAUCGCAUUUGCUUUUCCCGAUGCGAGUAAUUCGGCGGGGAAUACGGUGGGUUGUGGAAGAGUGUUUUUGUAUUCGUUGAGGGAAGAUCGGACUGCGCUGAUCGGGUGUGGUCGCUGA